AUGGCACUCUUGGCCCUUGUGCUAACCCUCGGACUUGCAAACCCGGCAUGGGCGCACGUCAAUCCCGACCGCCAUAACGCAGUGACCGCCCAUGGCACCAUCAUGGGCUUUGCAUUCGCUGUCCUCUUCCCACUUGGAGCAAUCCUCAUCCGUACGGCAUCGUUCCGUGGACUAGUGUGGAUACAUGCUGGAAUCCAGGCAUUCGCCUAUCUACUGGCAUUGGCUGGUCUUGGUUUGGGAGUUUACAUCGCCAUCUACCCCGAAUCGCAGCUCACCGCUAGUAAUGGUCAUCCCAUCAUUGGCAUCAUCGUUGUCGGAGCUCUCGUCUUUCAACCAAUCGGAGGCCUCAUUCAUCAUUAUAUGUAUAAGAAGUAUCAUCGACGUACCAUAUGGGCAAUCACGCAUGUCUGGUGGGGUCGGAUCAUCUUGACUUUGGGAAUCAUUAAUGGUGGCUUGGGCUUGAUGUUGAGUGGGAACACGGUCAAGGGUGAGAUUGCCUACGGAGUUAUUGCUGGUGUGAUGUGGCUCAUCUGGAUGGCUGUUGCUGUUUGGGGACACUUGAGAUCGAGGGGCACAUCUGGCGAAACAGGAGAGAACGCAUUGGGUCACAGUGAUGCCGGGUCCAGUCCCAGUCCCGAUCGCUUGAUGAAGUACCAUACAUAUGAUAGAGAUCUGACCGCUCCCGUCGGCAUCCCAAUAGUCAGCAUACCCAAAGUCGACCAUGACAAAUUACUUCGUAUGGUACAAGAAUACACAAGUCUUAAAGAUGCACUGUGCAAGGGAGGUAUUGAACCGGAAACUCUCGAGGUUCUCAUCCGUGGCGAAACUGUCCCAAUAUCUCAAUUUGACACCCUCAUCGACGAUGACGACCAACCAGCGUCUGGAUGCGCGGACCCUUACGAUCGCCUCCAAAGGACUCGGAUUACCAUGAGCCAACCCUCUGGCCACUCAUGGGCUGAUUCUGCGCCUGAAUGGCCUCCAAAGAACUCGGCUGGCGGCUCUAGGGUUAAUCUGAAAGGGAAAGGAGGCUUCUACAAUCAUCACAAUAGCUCUGCGCUGGAGGUUGAAAGUGCUUUCACACCCGAUUUCGAGAAGGAUGAUCCAUAUCUUGCCGCACCGCAGCCGGAGAGAAAGCGAUUCGCCAAGAUGGAACAGCGCACAAUAUUUGCUAAGAAUCUCUCGGUCCGUGCAACGCACAAGGAUAUCGCCAAUCUCGUACGAGGAGGGCUUAUUCUGGAUAUAUACUUACGCUCCCACGAGCGCACCGCUAGCAUCUCAUUCGUCGAAGGAUCCGCAGCCCAGGAAUUUAUGAAUUAUGUCAAGCGCAACGACAUAUAUGUACAUGGGAAGAGGCUCGCAUUCUCGUGGAGCGAACGUCAAUAUAAGCUUCCCCCACAUGUUGCAAACAAGAUAGGCAUUGGAGCCACUCGAAACGUCGUCAUACGUGGCAUCCACGGAAAUAUCACCGAGGAGCUUAUUAGGGAUCAUUUGGACCAUAUCCACAACAUCGUGGUUAUCAGUGUUUCUUUCAAGGACGGUGACGCCUACAUCUCUCUUAACUCUAUCAAUAACUCGCUCUUUAGUCGGACAUGUAUGAUGUCUCGAGCGACAUACAAGGGCAUGAGGAUUGAAUGGUAUCCUGAUGAGUGCUCUCAACCUCUGCCGAAAAUGCAGUACGCUCCGAAGACAGAUAAUCUAGCACAACCACAGCCUAAGAAUUUCACUUCUGCCAUGAACCGUUUCCAGAUGCUCAACAUGGAUAAUGAUGGGACCGAGGUUGACUCGGAGGAGACAGAUGAGGAGCCCACAGUGCUUUCGGAUCUCUCGUCUAUGAACAUCAACAGCCAUCGAUCGCCAUGGAACUCUCAAACGGUUGCCGCUUGA
This is a messenger RNA of Letharia lupina, 1884 nucleotides long. RefSeq lists its product as uncharacterized. Bases 1 to 1884 code for a protein of 627 amino acids. Gene Ontology annotation, molecular function: nucleic acid binding. NCBI's taxonomy places the organism in Eukaryota, Fungi, Ascomycota, Lecanoromycetes, Lecanorales, Parmeliaceae. The transcript has 11 exons. The record is from RefSeq and is a predicted model, not a curated record.